This is a messenger RNA of Conger conger (European conger), 3240 nucleotides long. It is a transcript of the gene tacr2, whose product is annotated as tachykinin receptor 2. The record is from RefSeq and is a predicted model, not a curated record. Gene Ontology annotation, cellular component: sperm midpiece; plasma membrane. Gene Ontology annotation, molecular function: substance K receptor activity. Gene Ontology annotation, biological process: G protein-coupled receptor signaling pathway; positive regulation of flagellated sperm motility. The coding region runs from base 249 to 1385 and encodes 378 amino acids. The transcript is spliced from 5 exons. NCBI's taxonomy places the organism in Eukaryota, Metazoa, Chordata, Actinopteri, Anguilliformes, Congridae.
GCGUGCCACUGGCAUUACUCCCGAAGUUUGGGGAAAACGAGGAACACCACCAAGACCAACUGAAGUCGUUUUUAUUGAUACCUACUUGUCUUUCUCUUUUCUGAAAAACUUGAUCAUUUCUGGAGAGUGAUAGUCUGCGGUAAAUAUGUCUUUCACGUUAUACGCAAAAUUCUACUAUCUACUUUGAUAGCUUUACUUUCACCAAUUUCACGAGAAAACAGCUAUUAGAAAUCAUCUUCACCUUGGACAUGGAUACUCUGGACCCUAUGCCGUCUUUGAUUUCAACGAUUUCGUUUGAAGAUGCUGAUGAGGAGAACGAAACCACUACGAACAUGUUCGCACAGCCAGGCUGGCAAGUCGCGCUAUGGGCAAUCGCAUACUCUCUGAUUGUAGUUGUGUCUGUCAUUGGAAAUGUCACUGUCAUUUGGAUAAUUCUGGCGCACAAAAGAAUGAGGACAGUGACCAACUAUUUCAUUGUGAGCCUUGCGUUCUCGGACGCUUCAAUGGCAGCAUUUAACACCGUGUUCAAUUUCGUCUACGCCUUGCACAACGACUGGUACUUCGGAUUAGGAUACUGCAGGUUUCAAAACUUCUUCCCCAUCACAGCAAUAUUUGCGAGCAUAUAUUCCAUGACAGCUAUUGCUGUAGACAGAUACAUAGCCAUCAUACAUCCCCUGAAGCCCCGUCUCUCCUCCACCACCACUAAGGUGGUGAUUGGAAUGAUCUGGACAGUGGCCUUCUCCCUGGCCUUCCCCCAGUGCUUCUACUCCCAAACCAAGUUCUACUCCCCCCGCACAGUGUGUCUGGUGGACUGGCCUGGUGACUAUGGGGGGAAGCACCAGCUCAGUUACCAGAUUGCAGUUAUCAUACUGAUCUACCUGCUCCCCUUACUGGUGAUGCUGGUGACGUACAGCCUGGUGGGCUUGUCGCUGUGGGGCAGUGAGAUCCCAGGUGAAGCUUCAGACCACUAUCAGAACCAGAUACAGGCCAAACGCAAGGUGGUGAAGAUGAUGAUUGUGGUGGUGCUGACAUUUGCAUUCUGCUGGCUGCCCUUCCACAUCUACUUCCUCCUGGGCAGCUUUAACAAGGACAUCUACAAGCAGAGAUACAUCCAGCAGGUCUACCUGGCCAUCUUCUGGCUGGCUAUGAGCUCCACCAUGUAUAAUCCAAUCAUCUACUGCUGUCUAAACCACAGAUUCCGGUCAGGAUUCCGCAGCGCCUUCCGCUGGUGUCCGUUCAUCCGGAUGUCCGAGGAGGACCAGAUGGAGCUGCAGCACAUGAGGAACUUCCGGAUGACCCGCAGCUACCGUACGGAGACCACGACCGCGGUCCACGGCAACUCCAUCGAGCAGGAGGAGACCACAGCUAAACUCAUAAAGGCCUGAGCACAGCACCUCCCGCAGGAAGAGGGAGCCAAGGGGGACAAACACGGGCUCCAGCGAUCCUUCUGUCUCACUGAAUACCUCACAGGAGGGCAUAGGUCGUGGUGUUGAAAGGCGGCAGGAACACAGGGAGGGAAACACAGUAAACUCCCAUGGCAUGAGCACUAAGCCUUACUCAUCACAUCACCGCCACUUCAUCACAGUGACAGUUUGCCUUUUUUCCCUCGUUUUGAAAAUGUUUUAAAUGUCCUGUGCGUAACAGGGUGCAGGCGACUCCAGCUGUAAAUAGGUGCUUGUAUGUUGGGUGUAGUACAGUAUGUGCUGUGUAAGGUCAGUCUAUAGUUAUACCACUGAUCAUAUGUUUCUGCUUAUUCUGCUUAACUGUUUUUCAAAUGUGUGACUGAAAUAUGUGAAAGUUUGACUUACUAUUACACUGUAUAUAGGCAGGUCAGAAUAGAUGGAACAUUAUCAACAUGUCCAGAAGAAUACAAUGUUGGCUUUGAAUAACAAAGUCUGUUCUGUGUGAUGAGAAUUCUUCACUGGGAAAUAUGAGGAUUCAGAUAGUGAGAAAACAAUCUACCAAACACACAUCAUCGGUCUCAGGAGAUUUCAGGAAGAUGAGGUGAAGUCAGACAGACAUACAAACAGAUAGACAGACUCGACCAGGAGUCCUGGGUCCCUUAAAAGUAUAUUGAUGGCAUUGAUAAUACUCUGUUCUGGUAAUCCUAACAUUGUUGUGUAUCCAGCCUGGGGUAAACCAUUAGCACAUCUCUAAACCAUUGGCACUUCACCAUAUCAGUAGUGUCUCAGUAUGUAGCUGUAAAAAGCCAUCCAACCAUUACCUUCUUCUUAAACUCCAUAACGAGAUAAGUGAGACAUAGAACAUAAUUAAUAUAUUGUAUUGCAAUCAUUCUAUGUGAGGAAAAAUAGUAACAAAGGUUCUAGUGUUUGAUAUUGCAGGUUUAAAGUAAUCAAGUAAAAAGGCUGAAAAAACUGGGCUCCAGUGCAGUCAUAUAAUUUAAAUCUGACCUUUGGGCUGCUUUUGUUUUUCGUCUCGGUAUAAUAGUGACAUAGCUCAGCUGGGUGACUGCAGAGUGACAUAGCUCAGCUGGGGGACUGCAGAGUGACAUAGCUCAGCUGGGGGACUGCAGAGUGACAUAGCUCAGCUGGGGGACUGCAGAGUGACAUAGCUCAGCUGGGGGACUGCAGAAUGACAUAGCUCAGCUGGGGGACUGCAGAGUGACAUAGCUCAGCUGGGGGACUGCAGAGUGACAUAGCUCAGCUGGGGGACUGCAGAGUGACAUAGCUCAGCUGGGGGACUGCAGAGUGACUGCGCAGCUUAGCUGGGGGACUGCAGAGUGACUGCGCAGCUCAGCUGGGGGACUGCUGAAAAACAUGCUUCGACUGCAUCCAGCUACUUGAACUGGCAGAUGCUUUAAUCUCACAUCUCUUAUAAAUCAUGUAAAUUUGGUGCAAAUGUUCCCCUCCAUAGCGGCUUCUAGUACAGUAAGUGUCAAUGUUAAGCAUUGACAAGAGGCAGUUCAAAAAUGAAGCAGAAGAGUGAAUAAGGGAUUACAAUCAUUUUAGUUGAUUGAGAAUGAUCAAAGAGUGAUGGGUUUACACAAAUACUGCUGGAGGCAGACAGUUGGCAUUGCCUGCCUCGCUUAUACUGUUCCCCAAAACCACAACAGAAGCCUUAGAUGGCACAUCCAGCCAGUUCAGUCAACUGGGAAUGCAAGAAAAUGAUGACUUUAUGCAUUUCACUUCACAUCAAAAUAGAAUUUCAUUUAUUCUGUUACACUGGUUUCAGGAACACGAGUGCAUCUGUUACAAAAUAAAUUGGUCCCAUACCCCUGUG